AUGUCUCCCCCCCCCCGCUGCAGGGCCCCCUGGGGCCUCUGCUGUCUCCUUGCUGCUGCAGCAGCAGCAGCAGCAGCAACAGCAGCAGCAGCAGCACCCAUACAGCAGCAGGAGACAGACACUCUGGGGCCUGAUGUUGCUGCUGCAGCAGAUUACAAUCCUUUGCUGCCUCCGGAUGCCACGGUGCCGCUGCAGCAGCAGCAGCAGCAGCAGCAGCAGCAGCAACUGCAGCAGCAGCAGCAGCUGCAGCACGAAUGGUUGAUGCAGCAGCAGCAGGAGCAACAGGAGCAGCUGCAGCGGGAACUGUUGCUGCAGCAGCAGCGGGAAGAGUUGCUGCAGCAGCAGCAGGAGCAGCAGCAGCAAGAGCAGCUGCAGCAGGAGCAGUUGCUGAGGCAGCAGCAGGAGCAGCUACAGCAGCAGGAGCAACUGCAGCAGCAACAGGAGCAGCUACAGCAGCAGGAGAAGCUGCAGCAGCAGCUGCAGCAGCAGCAGCAGCAGCAGCAGGAGCUGGAGACUACCAGCACAGACACAGGAGGAGACAGUGUCUCCGAAGACAGCACAUUGUAUGGCCGCCGCCGCCGCCGCAGCAGCAGCAGCAGCAGCAGCAGCAGGAGCAGCAGCAGCAGCAGCAGCAGCUCUGCUUCUGCUUACAGCACUGCAGCAGAAACAGCAUACGACAGCAGCAGCGAGGAGACAGAGACAGCCAAAGAGGAGACACAAACCACCACGCAGCAGCAAGCUCUCCGUACUCUAUAUUGUUAG
This is a messenger RNA of Eimeria mitis, 762 nucleotides long. RefSeq lists its product as uncharacterized. The record is from RefSeq and is a predicted model, not a curated record. Lineage: Eukaryota; Apicomplexa; Conoidasida; Eucoccidiorida; Eimeriidae. The transcript is spliced from 2 exons. The coding region runs from base 1 to 762 and encodes 253 amino acids.